Telopea speciosissima is the source of this 1328-nucleotide messenger RNA. RefSeq names its product bifunctional riboflavin kinase/FMN phosphatase-like. Gene Ontology annotation, molecular function: riboflavin kinase activity; sn-glycerol 3-phosphatase activity. The transcript has 10 exons. The record is from RefSeq and is a predicted model, not a curated record. NCBI's taxonomy places the organism in Eukaryota, Viridiplantae, Streptophyta, Magnoliopsida, Proteales, Proteaceae. Bases 68 to 1186 code for a protein of 372 amino acids. Gene Ontology annotation, biological process: glycerol biosynthetic process; riboflavin biosynthetic process.
CAUUCCAUUCCUUCACUACCCAUUAACUUCUUUCUCCCUCUCUCACCUCCUGUGAUCUGGGUUAGCCAUGAAUUGCUGUGACUCUCAAUCCUGCAAUUCUGAAACUCAGAUUUUGGCUGUUAUCCUUGAUUUGGAUGGGACCCUUUUAGACACAGAAAAAACAACAAAAUACGUUGUGAAGGAUUUUUUGGCAAAAUAUGGCAAGAUCCUGGAUAGAGAGAAGGAAGAUAAAAGGUUGGGUCAGAUGCACAAAGAGUCAGCAGCUUCCAUUGUUAAGGACUAUGACCUUCCCUUGACACCUGAUCAAUUUUCCAAGGAGAUCAUGCCUAUGUAUAAGGAGAGGUGGCCACAAGCCAAAGCUCUUCCAGGUGUUAAUCGCCUUCUCAUGCAUCUACAUAAACAUGGAGUUCCAUUUGCUCUUGCUUCAAAUUCCAUAAGGAAACACAUUGAUGAAAAACUCUAUCGCCAUGAAGGAUGGAAGGAAUUGUUUUCUGUAAUUCUUGGAAGCAAUGACGUUAAUUCUGGGAAACCCUCUCCUGACUUAUUUCUAGAGGCAGCAAAGAGAAUGGGUGUAGAUCCUUUGAGGUGUCUGGUGAUUGAAGACUCCUUACCUGGUGUUAUGGCUGCAAAAUCUGCUGGAAUGAAGGUAGUAGCUGUUCCAUCACUCCAAACUCAAGCUGAUCGUUAUUCAAUAGCAACUUAUGUGCUUCAUUCGCUUUUGGAGUUUCAGCCUGAGAUUUGGGGUCUUCCACCAUUUGACGACUGGGUGGAAAAUGCUUUGCCAAUUGAACCCAUGUAUGUGAAGGCUGUAGCUUCUGAUGGGUUUCUGAGUGAAGUUUCAGACAAUGAUUCAACCUCUCUUCCUGAUCAAAUUUCGGGAGUCUACUUCGGUUGGGCUAAACUUGGCACAUCUGGGAUCUUCAAAGCCGUGGUGAGCAUCGGAUGGCACGGCCAUUCAGUUGCAGCAAAGCAAGUAAUUCUGCCAUAUCUCAUUGAUGAAACAGAAGAGUACACAACAGAUCAGCCAUGGCAGCUUCUGCUUGUUGGAUACAUAAGGGAACUGAGUGGGGAGGUGAACACUUCCCUGGAUAUAGAAAUACUUGAAGAAGAUAAGUCCAUUGCCAUGGCUGCCUUGGAUCUUCCAGUGUUCGCCCAUCAUAGAGGCAGUCCUCUCUUAGCAGAAUAGCUUGAGUGAAUGAAAAUAAGGUUGUUAUGUGGAGCUAAUCUGUACUGGGUAAUUGGAUAUGGCGAACUGUAUUUUUUUGUUUUGAUAAUAAAAACCAAACAUAUUAAUUAAAAUGUCAUACGUACAUCAACUCCAUGGUGAA